Lichtheimia ornata is the source of this 1209-nucleotide messenger RNA. RefSeq lists its product as uncharacterized. Gene Ontology annotation, biological process: GPI anchor biosynthetic process. Gene Ontology annotation, cellular component: mannosyltransferase complex; endoplasmic reticulum membrane. The transcript is spliced from 5 exons. Gene Ontology annotation, molecular function: GPI mannosyltransferase activity; alpha-1,6-mannosyltransferase activity. The record is from RefSeq and is a predicted model, not a curated record. NCBI's taxonomy places the organism in Eukaryota, Fungi, Mucoromycota, Mucoromycetes, Mucorales, Lichtheimiaceae. Bases 1 to 1209 code for a protein of 402 amino acids.
AUGAAGACCCUGCAUCGCAUUCACUCAUUUGCAGCAGCAACACGGGUGAUUACAGUAGGCGUGGGCAUUCUCUCGUACCUGGCGACAGGUAGCUACGACUCAUCGGCAGAGAUCCAACUUGCACCGUCAUCAUGGGCCGAACACUGCUUGGUUUCAUUGCUACGAUGGGACGCUUUGUACUUUAACCAUAUUGGACAACACGGCUACGUCUACGAACAAGAACACGCGUUCUUUCCAGGGAUACCAUUAUUAGCAAGGAUGCUAGCAAAAACAGUCCUUUUACCUUUACCGAUGCAAGAACAAGGACGUAUUCUCUUAGGUGGUGUGUUGAUUGCCAAUGUGUGCUUUGUGUUAGCUGCUGGGAUGCUGUAUAGAUUGACAUCAGCUAUUCAACCUCGUUUGGCGUUUGUAUCAGCCAUUGCAUUUUGUCUUUCACCACCGGCCAUGUUCAUGUCAUCGAUGUACAUGGAAUCGCCCUUUGCAUUACUCUCGUUCACUGGCAUGUGGUUGUAUACCCAAAACAAGUAUUUAUUGGCGGCCCUGAUAUGGUGUUUCGCAUCUGCCAUUCGAUCCAAUGCCAUCGUGUAUGCCGGGUUUUUCAUCUACGACUUGGUGUUACAAAAGCGGUCGUUGAUUGGAAUGAUGCGGGCAAUUCUCUAUUCAAUGAUUACGAUGGGUGGAUUUGCCAUGGUCCAAUACUUUGGAUACCAUCAAUUCUGUGCUACUGGUGAUCGACCGUGGUGCAACAAGACGCUGCCUCUUCUUUACAGCUUUGUUCAAAAAUAUUACUGGAACAAUGGGUUCUUGGCCUAUUAUGAAAUCAAGCAAAUCCCCAACUUUUUAUUAGCCAUGCCCAUCAUCUCAUUGACAAUCAAAGGUUUAUGGCAUUAUGCGCAAUCAGUGAAUGGAUUCUACACGCUUGGACUGGGUCAAAAUACGCCAGCGGAUACCAAGAAGCUUUUACCGUUCCUUUACUUGUGGGGCUUUUUGUUGGCGUAUGCAACGACAUGCAUGCACGUCCAAGUGAUCAUCCGGUUCUUUACAUCCCUACCACCUUUAUAUUGGAUUACGGCCCAAAUUUGGAUGGAUGGUUUCAAAAAGUCAGCUUCCAACCAGCAACAAUGGCUUGCUCAAGGUGUACUCUCGUAUUAUGUCCUUUAUGGACUUGUUGGGAUAGUUUUAUUUGCUGCAUUUCUUCCUCCAGCAUAA